This is a messenger RNA of Oryctolagus cuniculus (rabbit), 3170 nucleotides long. It is a transcript of the gene DYNLT5, whose product is annotated as dynein light chain Tctex-type family member 5. NCBI's taxonomy places the organism in Eukaryota, Metazoa, Chordata, Mammalia, Lagomorpha, Leporidae. The record is from RefSeq and is a predicted model, not a curated record. Gene Ontology annotation, biological process: microtubule-based movement. Gene Ontology annotation, cellular component: cytoplasmic dynein complex; cytoplasm. Gene Ontology annotation, molecular function: dynein intermediate chain binding.
UUAGUAAUUUCAACACAAACCUGAGCAUGUUACUCACUGAUUCCCUAUCUCCUUAUCUUAAAAAGUAACGGAGCAAAGUCUUCAAUACCACAGUCGCUGAGUAACUAGAAAGCAGUAGUAUUUACCAGUCACCUAGCGGUUCCCACCUAAUUCACAGUAGAUAUUCCAUCCUUUGCAGUUCGUAUCUUUCUGCCAGUAGGGAUUGGAAUGAGCCAGAAAACCCGAAUGCCUUUCUGCCAACGCUGUCCUAACAGUGUGACCCCACUGGAAUCCCAAUGAUGUACUCCCGGCAGGCACACCACUGCUACCCUCACCAAGGGCCAUGCAGAGGCUGGGGCGCGAGGCUCCUGUGGUCUCCACUCCAUGACCGUCAGCUAGGGAGGCUCCCUACACAAUUCGCUUUGUACGCUUCUGGGUUGGGGAACUGUUACUGAGGAGGAGGAAGAAGGUGAGUUCCAAGGCAAGCAGCUUCCAUGGCAAGGCUUCUUAAGUCUUAAUGAAAGGGGUGUUAAGGAGCAGCAAGGAGCCCAGCCCCUUUUGUAGUACCUGGACUUCAAGACCCGGAGUCCCGGGAGCCCUGGGCGGAGCACUUACCACCUGAGAACCUCAAUUUUCUAGAUCUGUAAAGGAAGAGCAACCCUUUCUUUACAGGUGUCGUUACCAGGGGCCAUCAGCAGCUGGCAUACAGGGGCCAUCUAUCUCCGAGCGGGACGCUGGAAGCAGGCGUGGGGGCCGGGGAGGGAAAGGGCUGCUUCUCUUUUUCUUCGUGCCCCUGAUUCCGGGUCGUAGGAAACCGCAGCAUUUUCUCACUCCUGCCCCCUGAAAUCUGCACUAAAAGGGAACAAGGUGAGAGGCUGCGUCUUCAGUCCCCAAUGUCCUCCUGGCUGUAAAAUGAACCAGUUCCCCUCCUACUCGCCGCCAACCGGGACGCAGCAAGGCCAGGGCGGCCCCCCUCCCGGCCGAGAGGAUGAGAACCACUACAUCCUUAGGGCGCCACCGAGGACCACAGAGAGGCCAGGCUUGGGGGCGGGCCGAGGGCGAUGUUUGAGGAGAUCACCCUGGAGACGCGCCGCGGAGUCCCCGGGUUAUUCUGAUGCCAGACAUUGCUGAAGACAGAGCAACUCAGUCGUUGAAGAAAAGGGGGAGUAUGUCCUCUCUGAGCAGCCACGAGUUCCGGCGGAAGGAUCUUCAUGGGCGCACCAAAGACUCUAUGAGUACCGUAUCCUAUAUGGAUGAACCUAGCCAGCGUGAUGAUGUUUCCCGCCUUACAGUCCAGAUGGAAAACACCUAUCAGCUCGGUCCUACCAAACAUUUUCCCGCUGUCACUGUCAAUCAUAUUUUGAAAGAUGUGUUAACCAACUACCUACAAGAGGAAGCAUAUGAACCGGAGCUCUGUAGACAGAUGACUAAAACCAUCUCUGAGGUUAUUAAAGCCCGGGUCAAGGACUUCAUCCUUCCACGGUACAAACUAAUCGUAAUCAUUCACAUUGGACAACUGAGCAGUCAGAGCAUAUUUAUUGGAAGCAGAUGCCUGUGGGAUCCUAAAAAUGAUGCUGUUUCGUCGUAUGUGUUCAGAAAUUCUUCCCUCUUUGCUGUUGCAAAUGUCUAUGCAGUUUACUUUGAGUGAUUGAAAAUAAAGAUAGUUCUCACUUUCUGAAAUCAUGAAACGGGCUGCAUCAUGUACCCAAAAGUUUUACUGCCAAGAACAAUGAACAGGGAAACAAUGGUAAUAUUGCAAACAACUGGAGGCUUUUAGAUUUUUUCAUUCUCUUAUAAGGAUUGCGGGAGGGGAGGGUGGCACAAGGAAGAAUCUUGUUUAUCCACAGCAGACACUAAUCUUAGUUCUCCUGGGUUGCUUUUCAUAAACAUAAAUUCUUAUUGAAUAUUUCUCUGAGUUCCCAUCAUUUUAAUUACUUGAGAGUUAGAAGUCCCCACAUUACUUUUUAACGAAGGGAAAAAUUAAAAUUAUAUAUAUAGUUGUACACCCUGACCCUUACAUGACAGUGGAAUAUUCAGCAUGGGAUACACAAAUGAUAAAUGUUAUAUGCCUCAGUGCUGCAUAUAAAAGAAUCCUGGUUUCGUUUUGCACUUAAUAAAUUGAGCAGCAUUCAUUAACUGCAAUUAUUGUUACAUGCACCUGACAGUUGAAACUGCUGAGGUAGAAUUAAUAACUUCAUAACAAUUACCAUGGUCCCGCGGGGCCCCAAAGCUAAAACGAGAAGCUCUUGUGGGUUGCCUGCACUUUACAAAAUUGUGGGAGAACGGAAAGUUCGCUCCUCUGUAAUGGAGACUAUAAAGCGGACAAAGGCUUUUUAGGACCCUGAAGUAGACGCUAGCUAUGAAAUAUACAUGAUGCUUAAUAGUAAAUGUAUCUGUAAAACAUAAAAUCGUGCAUUGGAAAGAGACACUACUUUUAAAUAGACAUGGGCUAAUGUGCUGUUGAAUAGGUUUUCUUAGGCUAAUGAACUUUUACACAAAAUAUAUAGUUGGCAGCUUAACAAAUAAAACAUGUGUAUUUACCUUUUUGUUCCUGUGAAUUUAAUACUAAAGUUUCCCAGUGAGGUUUUGAAUGGAUGAGCACUAAAAUUUCCGGGGCUGAAAUAGCUGAUUAUUCUUCUGGUUAAUGCAUCUUGUAGCAUGGAUCAUUUAUUUUUAUGGAGCUUUCAAGCCUUGGCGUGCGUGUAAAAUGGUCCUGUAGCGUUAUUCUUGGAUGGUAAGUGGACUGCCUAGAGGACAUUUGUUAAAGGUCAAAGACAAAUGGUUCACGUAUGGAGAAAAUUAGCAACGCUGUGGUCUUACGGAAAGAAUGAUGUGUAAUUCAUAUCAAGCAGAAUUUGACAAAUGGAAAGCCAGUCAAUGCUUUGUAAUUUUAAAAUGCUUUGCUGUCUCACUUUUCCCCAAAAUGAUACGCAGGAAAAAGUAAAUACUUUUAAAUCGCUUUCCUUCUGCUUGUUCUGUGCUUGUGAAGUGGUUUCUCAAGAUGAGUUUGCCAAUUUUCAUAAUUUCUUUCUGUUUGUCCAUUAGUAGGAAUAUGCCAGUGUAAUAAUUUAUCACAACCAGUAUUUGUCAAUCUCCAUAGGCCUGUUUUGAACUGAGAUUAGAUUGCAAAUGUAGCCAGCCAAUGGGGCUUCUAUUUCCAUUAUAUAUUUGUAUAUAUUUCCCCUCUUGGA